Molecule: messenger RNA, 923 nt
Organism: Culicoides brevitarsis
Lineage: Eukaryota; Metazoa; Arthropoda; Insecta; Diptera; Ceratopogonidae
Gene: Dh44
Exons: 4
Coding region: 197-811 (204 amino acids)
Cellular component (GO): extracellular region
Molecular function (GO): hormone activity
Source: RefSeq, a predicted model, not a curated record
UUCUGUUAAAAAAAAAAUAUUAUAAAAAUAUAAAAUAAAAAGGAAAUUGAAAUCCUUUUAAAAAUAUUAAAUUAAAAAAACGUUGAGGUGAAAAACUAUUUUUAAAAUAGUGAAAAAAAAUAUUGAACAAGAAUAAAAAAAAUAUAAAAAAGUUAUAAGUUUUCAUCAGUUCAUUACAAAGGAAAAAUCUGUAAAUAUGAAAGCAACGCUGUGGAUGUGUUCCCUCCUUACAACGAUAUUAUUUUGCACAAAUAAUAUAUCGGCUGUUCCAUUGCGCUAUCCAGAUUCGAGAUACUUAGAGGAUAAUUUAUUGAUACCAAAGCGAUCCAAGCCAUCGUUAUCCAUCGUUAAUCCGCUCGACACACUACGACAACGGAUUAUGCUUGAAAUGUCUCGGAGGCAGAUGCGGGAGAAAGAGAAACAGAUCGAAGACAACAAGGCCCUUUUCCGUCAAAUUGGCAAACGCGGUGGUUUCGAUCCCUCCGCUUACUAUCUCGAGCCACUUUUCAGCGACUUUUCCAGCUUCGAGGACAACAAACGACGACAAAUUGACAUUAACACGGGCCAAGGAUCGGGUGACGUUGCGCGAAACGUGAACGGCGGUCGUCUGCCAGUCUACCAGCAAGUUUUGUCGUCGAAAAAUCACAAUGCCAGCGCAACGAGCAAGAGCAGCAGCAACAACAACAACAACAACGAUGAAAAUGACGUUCUCGCGGCGGUGAAUGGACUGGAUGCAAAUGAAUUGGAUAUCCCAAAUGACGAUUACAGGCUGCGCUAUGUCUACAGCAUGCAACAAAAUCGAUACAAUUAAGUUAAUUCUCGUUAUUUUUUUCUGUUUUGCUUGUUUCACAAUUGAAUUUAUCGAUGGAAUUAUCACAACUUUACGGACUGAGGAAAAGUUUAUCUUUCAACUAAACUAGAAA